Solanum pennellii is the source of this 842-nucleotide messenger RNA. RefSeq lists its product as uncharacterized. The transcript is spliced from 3 exons. Gene Ontology annotation, biological process: translation. The record is from RefSeq and is a predicted model, not a curated record. Gene Ontology annotation, cellular component: ribosome. Bases 132 to 578 code for a protein of 148 amino acids. Lineage: Eukaryota; Viridiplantae; Streptophyta; Magnoliopsida; Solanales; Solanaceae. Gene Ontology annotation, molecular function: small ribosomal subunit rRNA binding; structural constituent of ribosome.
AGCCCAAACUCUUAACCAAAUUUCUGCCUUAAUUCUCUUAAACCCCCGUCCCCAAUUUUACUCCGUCGACGGCGAAUCCUCGCAUUUCCGGCAAUCGAACGGUAGUUGGUUGAGUCAAUAGGAGACAAAAGAUGCCGCUUUAUGAUUGUAUGCUUUUACUAAAACCGCAUGUAAAGAAGGAGGCUCUGAUGGACCUUGUUGCAAAGGUUGGCAAGCAUGUUUAUAGAAAAAAUGGCGUGCUUACGGAUUUAAAGUCGUUUGGUACUGUUCAAUUGGGUUAUGGCAUUAAGAAACUAGAUGGAAGAUAUUAUCAGGCGCAACUGAUGCAAAUGACAGUGAUGACACCUCCCAGUUUUAACAAUGAGCUGCAUUACUUGAACAAAGAAGACCGCCUACUUCGAUGGCUUUUGGUUAAGCAUCGUGACAUCAAAUUUGGAUUUGACCUUUGGGGUGAAGAUGGUGUUAAGUCUGACCUGAGCAAGUUCAGGAGCAACAUAUAUGAAAUUGAAGAAGAAGAAGAUGAUGAUGACGACGAUAAUGAUGAUGAUGUCGAUGAAUCGGAGAAGAAUUCUGCCUAGAGAACUUGUGACUUUCACUAUAAGCUGCUGAUUAGAGGCCAGCAUAACCAAACCAGAGGAAGAUAAAAAAAAUUCUGGUACUGGGACUCAGCUAUGACUCCAGUUUUAGUCAUUAAUCAGUAUAUUUUUCUGAUCUUGAUUAUAUUUUCUUGAUAUUUGAUAUUAACGUGUGUUCUCUUCUGUAAAUAUGAGUAAGUUUUAGAAAUGAUUUUCCCUCUUAUGGGUUGUGCUAAUCAGAGAUUAAAUUGUUUUGUCUUGCUCUAA